This is a messenger RNA of Terrapene triunguis (Three-toed box turtle), 2871 nucleotides long. RefSeq names its product toll-like receptor 13. Bases 1 to 2871 code for a protein of 956 amino acids. The transcript has a single exon. Gene Ontology annotation, molecular function: protein binding; transmembrane signaling receptor activity. Lineage: Eukaryota; Metazoa; Chordata; Testudines; Emydidae. The record is from RefSeq and is a predicted model, not a curated record. Gene Ontology annotation, biological process: immune response; inflammatory response; toll-like receptor signaling pathway. Gene Ontology annotation, cellular component: membrane.
AUGGGCCCCGUAUUUCCCCUCCUGGCCUUACUGCUGCUCCUCAUGCCCGGGGCGGUUGCCUAUGGCUUCAGGAACUGUAUCCAGUCCAUGGAGAACCCACAAAGCUUCCGGUGCAUCCAGCGCUUCCUGAAGGACAUAAUCAGCGCUGUGGGCGACCUGCCGCCCAAUGCCACGUUAGUCAACGUCUCCCACAACUUCAUCAGCCGCCUGCCUGCGGCCAGUUUCCGCCACCUGCCACACCUGCAGCAGCUGCAGCUGGUCUGUAACCGCCUGGAGACGAUAGAGGAUUGGGCUUUCGAGAACCUUGGCGCCUUGCACACGCUCAACUUGUCCAACAAUCACCUGGCCAACCUGUCCGAAGGAGCCUUCCGAGGCCUGGGUAACCUCAUCAACCUCUCCCUGAGCAAUAACCCCCUGAGCACGAUUCACCCCCGCGCCUUGCAGCCCCUGGGCAACCUCCGCACCUUGGACCUGUACUCCUGCCGCCUGGUGAGCUUCGCCGACGUGGCCUGCAGCCUGCAGGGGUUGAGGAGACUGCGGGUGCUGAACCUGUCCUGCAAUAGGCUGAAUUCUCUCCGUUCCAGCUGUCCACUCCCCCGCUCCCUCUCCAUCCUGCAUCUGUGCAACAAUUCACUCCAGGCCGUGGACGGCGGCGGCUCACAGCUCCUGCGCCACAUCAGGAACCUGGACCUGUCCUAUAACAACAUCUCCAACGUCACUUCCUUUGCUGGCGCCGGGCUCCAGAACCUCAGCUACCUGCUGCUGAAGGGGAACCCCUUGGAUGUCUUCCACCUUCUAAAUGUGUCCAGCCUGCGGCCUCGCAGGCUGGACUACUCCGGCCUGCACUUAGGCAACGAAGGCGUGAGCAAGGUCUGCCAACGCUUGGGCAAGCACCAACUCAAGCACCUCCGGCUGCAGAGCAACAACAUCCGGGAGCUGAGGAAUGUGUCCCUCGCCCUGUGCCCGCCGAUCCGGACUCUGGACCUCUCGUGGAACAAGCUCAGGUGGCUGGACUGCGUGGACAAGUGGCAGCACAAGCCUCUGGAGAGCCUGGUGGUGGAACAUAACCUGCUGAACCGACUUAGCACCUGCCAAAGCUCCUCCUCUUUGAAGAAGUUGCAGAAUAUCAGCUUCCGCUACAAUCGCAUCCUCUCAGUCAAAUACUGGGCAUUCAGAUACGCCCCCAAUUUGCGCAUCCUCCACCUCAACAUCAACACCAUCGCCUACCUGGACAAACACGCCCUGAAGGGGUUGUACUACCUCACUGAGCUGCGGCUGGAUAACAACCUGCUGACCGACCUCUACAAGUCCAGCUUCGCCGACCUGGUCAGUCUCCAGACCCUCAACCUCCGCAAUAACCGCGUCUCCAUCCUCUUCCCCUGGGUCUUCGGGAAACUCUGCCAGCUCCAGAUCCUGGACCUGGGGGGCAACAACAUCCGCAACUUGACCAAUAAGUCAUUCAGCGGGCUAAGCAGCCUCUCCAAACUCUACCUGGAUGGCAACUGCAUCAAGAAGAUCAGCAGUGACAUUUUCUACCCGGUGCAGGCCACGCUGGAGGUGCUGGAUUUGACGGGCAACAAACUGCAAUACAUCACCAAGACGCAGCACAAGAGCCCACCCUUCAGGCACCUGCACAAACUCUAUGAUCUCAAGCUACAAGGUCAGCAGCCGUACGGCAUGAAAAUCAUCCCCGCCAAGUUCUUCCAAGGCCUGGCCUCACUGCGCUCCCUCUAUCUGUCAGAGAACAAGCUGCUCUCCAUCUCCCCAGAUGCCUUUGACGACCUCGCUCAGCUGCAGUACUUGAGCUUGGCUGACAGCUGCAAUGGCAUGCAAGAUCUGCCGCCUGGGAUCUUCAAAAACCUCCGCCGCCUGCAGAAACUGAACCUGGAGAACGUGGGGCUCCACUCGCUGACACUGGAGGUCUUCGGGAACCUCAGCAACUUGACCUCGCUGCUCCUGGCCAAGAACCAGCUGCAGACCGUCAAUGUGAGUGUGGCCAACACACUGGGCUUGCUCAGGUACCUGGACCUACGCAAAUGCCCCUUGAGCUGCACCUGCGAGAACCUGUGGUUCCAGAACUGGCUGACCAACAGGCGGGUGCAGGUGGUGUAUCUCUACAAUUACUCCUGCGACUCCCGCCAGCAGCUGGGCUACGUGUACAGUUUUGACACACACGUCUGCUUCCUGGACGUGGGGCUGUACUUGUUCUCCGUCACCACCCCGGCGCUGCUGCUGCUCAUGCUGCUGCCCCUGGUCUACCACCGGGCCUACUGGCGGCUCAAGUACCAUUUCUACAUCCUGCGCUCCUGGGUGAACGACCGCUGGAGGAGGCAGGAUGGGGAGCACUUCCAGUACGAUGCCUUCGUCUCCUACAACUCUGCCGACGAGGGGUGGGUGCUGGAGCAGCUGGUGCCGAGCCUGGAGAGCUGCCAGGGCUCCUUCCGCCUCUGCCUGCACCACCGGGACUUCGAGCUGGGGAAGAGCAUUGUCGACAACAUCGUGGAUAGCAUCUACAACAGCCGCAAGACCAUCUGUGUCAUCAGCCGCAGCUACCUGCAGAGUGAGUGGUGCUCUCUGGAGAUCCAGCUGGCCAGCUACCGGCUCUUCGAGGAGCUCAAGGACGUCUUGGUGAUGGUGCUCCUGGAGGCCAUCCCCGACAGGGAGCUGUCCGCCUACCACCGCAUGAGGAAGGUGAUGCUCAAGAAGACCUACAUCAGCUGGCCCCCGGAGCCUGCGGCCCAGAGGCUCUUCUGGACCAAGCUACGGAAGGCUCUGAAAGGCAGCUACACGGAGGAGGAGGAGGAGGAGGAGUUGUAUCCAUUUGACGAGGAAGAUAAGCCGCUCCUAGAGUCCACAUCCCAGCUUGGCUAA